UUUAACAGAAGCCCUGCCUUACCAGAUAAAAGAAAAAAACCCCUACUUUUCCACAGACUUGUUUUGUCUUUUUAUCUUACUGAAAACUAGAGUCUGAAAGGAGUCCAGCUCAAGCGAACCGAACCAGCAGCGGCACCAUGUCAACUGGAGAGAAGCGUUAUGAUCCACAAGACACUACCCUCAAGUUCGUAAAGAGGAAGGAUGAUAUAACUGGUGAUGAUGAUCCAGACACUUUAAGGGCAGAGAUGUCCUGUGGUCAUGCUGUAGAUCCAAAUUCAUUAACUGGUUGGUGCAGAAGUUUGCUGGACCAGGGACAGUACACAUUCUCAUGCCCUGCAUUAAAGGAUGGCAGCACAGAGAGCUGUGGAAAGCUGUGGUCUUAUCAAGAGGUCCGGAGACUGGCAGUGCUAACUGAUAAAGAGCAGCAGACUUUUGAGGAAAAGGUUGCCAGUUUAGCCGCUGCAAAAUAUUGUGAAUUUAAAACGUGCCCAGGGUGUAAGACGUAUGUGGAGCGGAGUGACCUUGCCAAUUUGAAUGUUCGCUGCACCAUCUGCACAGCUAAGAAAGCAAAGGCAUACGAGUUCUGCUGGCAAUGCAUGAAUGAGUGGAAAGGACUUGGCCCACGCUCUGACCGAUGUGACAAUGAAGGGUGUGCCAACGAGCAACUUAAAGCACUGCAGAAUUGCCCUUUGAUUAGCUUGCCAGGAACCAACAUUAAGAACUGCCCUUCCAUGCGAGCUUGUCCAACCUGUGGCAAUGUUGUAGAACACAAACUGACAGGGUGCAAGAAUAUAAUAUGUAAUCGAUGCAAGGUUGAAUUUUGCUUUGCCUGUCUAGAGCUUACCCCUGUGUGUCUGGCAGCAAAGAAAGGCUCUUGGUUUUCUCUUUGUGCCAAAGAUAUUGCACCAAGGCAGACAUCGAUUCCUGUCUGGAACAGAGCAAAUUAAAGUAAUCCUGCCAAUAGAUAAACAUGGUAUAUGGGAUCAAAAUGAUCAAGUAAACUUAACAAUAUAAAUGAGUAAAAAUGAAAGAUUUUGAGUCUGGUUUGGCUGCAAAAAAAAAAAAAAACUUUAAUAUUUAGAAGCAAGAUUUUAUAUAUUGGGAUGUUUAGCUAUUGCUCAUUUCUGGGGUAGAUUUAGGAAAUGUUUCUGCCAAUGUGUUUAACAUCAAUACAAAAUGUAAGCUUUCAGUCUUUCUUUUUCUCUUGCUGAAUAUUAAUCACAAUAAUAAUUUAGAAAAAAAGAACAGUUGUAUUAUUGCAAUGCUUUCAUGGGAUUAAGGUACCAUUUUAAAUAAAGACCUUGCUGUUA
This is a messenger RNA of Acipenser ruthenus (sterlet), 1310 nucleotides long. RefSeq lists its product as uncharacterized. The transcript has 4 exons. NCBI's taxonomy places the organism in Eukaryota, Metazoa, Chordata, Actinopteri, Acipenseriformes, Acipenseridae. Gene Ontology annotation, molecular function: zinc ion binding. The coding region runs from base 138 to 947 and encodes 269 amino acids. The record is from RefSeq and is a predicted model, not a curated record.